Hordeum vulgare subsp. vulgare (domesticated barley) is the source of this 1602-nucleotide messenger RNA. RefSeq lists its product as uncharacterized. The transcript has a single exon. Gene Ontology annotation, molecular function: protein binding. NCBI's taxonomy places the organism in Eukaryota, Viridiplantae, Streptophyta, Magnoliopsida, Poales, Poaceae. Bases 1 to 1602 code for a protein of 533 amino acids. The record is from RefSeq and is a predicted model, not a curated record.
AUGGCUAGGAGCGGCAGGGAUGGAUUCCUGCGCCGCCGCCGCCGGCCACAUGCCGUCCAUGGUGAUGACCGGAUUAGCGCCCUAUCCGACGAUCUCCUCCUCGACAUCCUUGGCCGCCUGGACACCCGCACGGUCCUCGGCGCCGGGAUGCUCUCCAAGCGCUGGGCCGGCCUCGCCCGCGAGCUCCCCGCCCUCGACUUCAUCGUCGGAGACAUACUCCCGCCGCGCUACCACCGAUUGGUCCUCCAUCAUCGGGACUCCGAGGCAAGCCAUUCGAAGUACAAAUUCGGCAGGCCAAGGGUGGAGAAGGCCAUGCCUCACAUCCGGAGGUACGAGCGCCGCGCCAUGCGCGCCCUGACCAGCUCCGUCGAGAGCCUCUUGGACGAUGGUGUCGGCCGGAGGAUCAGCCUCAGGAGGCUGACGCUCGAGUUCUUCUCCACCCACAACACCGGCUGCAUCAACCGGCUCAUCUCCAGGGCCAUCGAUGCGUGGGAGGUCCAAGACCUUGUUGCCGUCGCCAGGCCGGUCUACUCGCAGCGCCGAAAGUUCCACGCCUUCCCCAGCCAGGGCAUCUGCGAGGCCCCGCACGCGUCGCCGUCGCGCCUGCGAAGCCUCAACCUCCGAGGCUGCGCGCUCCCGUCCCUGCACGGGCACGCCGCGCUCACCGUGCUCGUCCUGCAGGACACGCCCAUGUCGACGCCGGAGUCGGCGUACGCGGGCAUCCUCACCUCGUGCCCGCAGCUGCAGGUGCUUCACCUCAUCUCCUGCUACAGCGCGGGCAUUGGGCAGAUCGUCGUGGACGCCCCCGGGUCAGACCUGAGGGAGCUCGUCGUCGACGACUGCGCCGGGUUCAUGUGGAUACGCCUGCGGGCUCUUCCCAGGCUCGAGCGCCUCGCCUCCCUGGGCACCAGGGUGGUCUUCGAGUCCGACGCCGCCUCGUUUCCCUGCCUCCGGCAAUGCAACCUAGCCCUGUGCAUGGGUGUCACGGAGCAGGCGGCUCGGCGACGCUCUGCGCCACGCACCAAGCUGGAGCUUGGCGCGUUUGUGGGACGCAUCCCGGACGUAACGGACCUGAUUGUUCGGUUCACUGGACCUGACAGAUGGAUCGUGCCAUCCGUUUCCUCGCCGUCCCUGCUGCCUAAUCUCCGGCGUCUGCUGGUCGCCGACGUGCCUCGGUGCUGGGACGUCUCGUGGCCCCGUCUCCUCCUUGAGACGGCGCCUUCCCUCGAGACCCUCCAUGUCCACAUUGCCCCGCCGCCCUGCAAAGGGGAAGAGCAACCCAGCAGCCGCGAUGAGAUAUCGUGGCAGCCCGCCAUGCCUGGGCACCGUCGCCUCAAGGAGUUUGUGAUGGUUGGUUUUGAGGGGACGGAGAGGCAGGUUUACCUCCUCAGGUUUGUCAUGGCAGUAUGCAGCACGGCGUUGCGCCAUGUCGCCGUGUUCAAGAAGGGGCAUGUUCGGAACAAGGGCCAAUGGGACUGGGAGCUGGUGACGCAGCAGCAGCACUCGCCGUGGACCGACGAGGAGAAGGACGACACGCUUAAGCAGAUCAUGAAUGGGGUUCCUUCUUCCUCGGCCGCUUCUCCGGUUAUAGUUUUUGGCUGA